Molecule: messenger RNA, 5397 nt
Organism: Bombina bombina (fire-bellied toad)
Lineage: Eukaryota; Metazoa; Chordata; Amphibia; Anura; Bombinatoridae
Product: complement C4-B-like
Biological process (GO): complement activation
Cellular component (GO): extracellular region
Molecular function (GO): protein binding; oxidoreductase activity, acting on paired donors, with incorporation or reduction of molecular oxygen; heme binding
Source: RefSeq, a predicted model, not a curated record
AUGUCCCUCUUGCUGCUUGUCCCUUCUCUUCUCAUACUUCUCUCUAUCCUAACCCUGCGCUGGCACAGGGGACCUUCCCACCCUCAGAACCUCUAUCCCCCUCGCCCACCUCCUCUUCCCUUCUUAGGUAACCUGCUGCAUCUGGGGCAUUCUGACCUACCAGUUCAUCUGCUCAAACUCUCUCAAAAAUAUGGACCUAUUUAUCGUCUGAGCUUUGGGGGCAAAGAUAUUGUUGUGCUGAAUAGUUCAUCCCUUAUCCGUGAAGCUCUUGUUAAGAAAUGGGGAGAUUUUGCUGGGAGACCACAGAGUUAUAUUGGGGAUCUUAUAUCCAUGGGGGGCAAGGACUUGUCUCUGGGAGAUUACACCCCCGCAUGGAAGGUACAGAGACGACUUACUCACUCCGCCCUUCAGGGACGCAUGCGCAGGGACCUUAAUGACUUGUUGUGUGGAGAAGCCCGAAAGCUGUGCCAGGAUUAUCUUCACAAAGUUGGAUCCCCCGUGGAUAUUUCAGAAGAUUUCUCUCUGCGAACUUGUAGAGUUAUUGCAAUACUGACAUUUGGCUCUACAUAUGACUGUCAUGACCCGAAGUUCCAAGAAAUUCACAAAUGUGUUGUUAAUGUUAUCAAAUUUUGGGAGUCUCCUGCUGUCACCAUUUUGGACUUCAUCCCCCUAUUGCAGAAAUUUCCAAACAAAGCGCUAAAUCGCCUUAUAGAGACUUCAAAGCAAAGAGAUUCCUUGUGAGUCAUCAGCUGGGAGAAGCACAAGGUGGGUCACUAUUAUAUACAUCUAACUAGAAGCGAGUCUGAGGAAGAUAUCAUAGACGGAUGAUACGAUACUUGCGAGAUAAAGCCAGGGGAGAUAUUGGCGAGACAGAGUUCAGAAGAUCAUCUUCAUAUGUCAGUAGUUGACCUGUUUGUUGGAGGCACAGAAACAACAGCAUCUUUACUAUCAUGGACAGUAGCCUUCCUGAUUCAUUACCCUGAGGUCCAGGAGAAGAUUCAUAGUGAAAUUAUAGAAGCAGUGGGAACAGAGAGAUAUCCCACAUACUCAGACAGGAACUCCUUGCCAUAUCUUAGUGCCACCAUCUCUGAGACACUAAGACUGCGGCCUGUGGUGCCCCUGGCAGCCCACUGUACCCUAAAAGACACAAGAGCUGCUGGAGGUGAGGAAAAGAACAUCUUCAUUGUGUGGGACAGCCUCAUACUGCGUUCACUAUUAAGGCCUGGAACUUGGAAAAUCACUGCUCAGUAUAGCACAGCACCAGGAACAAAUUUUACUACUGAAUUUGAAGUAAAAAAAUAUGUUCUUCCAAAUUUUGAGGUGAAGAUUAUUCCAGACAUCCCAUAUUUCCUCAUCUCUAAAAACGAGUUAAGAUUCAGAGUUGAAGCCAGGUAUGUGUACGGGGAACCUGUAGAUGGUAUCGCCUAUGUACGAGUAGGAAUCAUAGACAAAGACGGGCAGAAAUCAAUGCUAAGAGGCCUGGAGCAGCAAGUGAAGGUAAACUGGAGCUCUAGAGGAGAAGAAGAGUUGACUUCUGUAAAAAUUGCUGGCUUCACCCUACAUCUGGAUCUCUCCAAAAACAAGAAAUACUAUAUUCCUUCUACACCAGUGCAUAUUGUUGUAAGCAAUAAAGGUUAUAUGUUAGCGCAGGAACAAGUGGAAGGUUCAGUGGUCGAGACGCUGCAUCUUCUUCCAUAUUCUUCUGCAACAAAAAGUUUCCUUCACAUGUCUGUACCAUAUCAGGUGCUGAGUCCUGGGGAGUCUGUCAGGGUCACAUUAAAGGCAGUGUCUGCAAAAGAAAAUGACGUCAAGAAGAUCUACUAUAUGGUGCUCAGUAAGGGGCAAAUUAUCUCCCUCAACUACAUCUCAAAAAGUGACUACAUAGAAUUACAUAUUCCUGUCACUUCCUCUAUGGUACCCUCUUUCCGUAUUGUCGCCUACUAUCACCUUCACUCAGAGAUCGUUGCCAACUCAGCUUGGGUGGAUGUCACAGAUGAAUGCGAGGGCAAGCUAACAUUGAGCCAUAAAGUGAAGGAUUACAUUGAACCAGGGCUAUCCUUCAGUUUGGACGUAGUAACAGAUGACAAGGCUUUUGUGUCACUAUCUGUGGUCGAUACUGCAGUAUAUAUCCUGAAUUCUAAGAACAAACUGACACUAGGCAAGAUGUUCAAAGCUAUGAAUUUAUAUGAUUUAGGGUGCUCCCCAGGUGGGGGAAAAGAUUACAAAAAUGUCUUCAUGGAUGCUGGACUUGCUUUUGUUUCCAAAGAUGAAUACAGUAACCUCAAUGGGUUUAGUUGCAAGGCCUCUCAACGGAAAAAGCGAAAUAUAGAAUUCAGUAUGCUCACUCAACAAAAAGUCAACUCUUAUCCCACUCGUGAGCUUCAGCGUUGCUGUGGAGAUGGCAUGACGCUAUUGCCUAGAAAGAUGAAAAGGACCUGUGUGCAAAGAGCGGUCCGUAUACCAUCACAGUCUUGCAAAGAGGCCUUCCGUACAUGUUGUGACUAUGCUGAGAAAUUGCGCUUAGAAAUAACUCUAAAAAAACGCAAAACUUCAGGACUGGGAAGAACUCAGGAAGUGGGCCAGGACGAUGAAGAUGACUUUGCCGAUGAAAACGAUAUUCAGUACCGUACAUAUUUUCCAGAGAGCUGGCUUUUUAAGACCGUGAAUGUGGAUAAAAAGGAAAGUAUUCAUCUUAAUGUCCCGGACUCAAUCACUACUUGGGAAAUACAGGGUAUAGGAAUGUCGGCUAGAAAAGGUUUCUGCAUUGCUGAACCAGUGAAACUAAAAGUAUUUAAACCAUUUCACAUCCACCUGCGAGUCCCAUACUCCAUUAAGAGGUUUGAACAGAUGGAAAUAAGGCCUGUAUUAUACAACUAUAAUGAUAAGCAGUUAAAGGUGAGAGUGUACAUGGAGCAAGCUGAAAGUAUCUGUAGCCCAGCCAAAGACAUUGAGGGCUCAGACGGCAUCAGACUUACUCUGCCAGCAAAUUCUGCUACUGCCGUUUCCUUUCCUGUGGUUCCCAUUGGGAAGUCUAGCCCAGUGAUAACUAUUGUAGCCCUGGGACAGAAUGGUAUUACUGACAGCAUCAGGAAACCCCUGAAGAUUGUGAGGGAGGGGACCCAAGUCCUUGAGGAAAAGACAUAUAUUGUGGAUCCCAAGGACCCGGCUAGAAGUAUCAUAACCAUUGAUGAUGAUUUACCUUCAAAUUUGAUCCCUGAUGAAGAUUUCCACUCCAGUAUUAGAAUGACUGUGGAUAGUCCAUUAAACACUAUUAACAACAGCUUGGGUGCAGAAGGAAUCAGUAACCUAAUCCGUGUCCCAUCUGGUUGUGCUGAACAAACUAUGAUUCGAACAGCUCCAGGAGUCUAUGCUUUGCGGUAUCUUGACCAUACAGAGAAGUGGAUCAUGCUUCCACCAGAACGGAAAGACGAAGGAAUGGAGAAUAUGAAACAGGGCUAUAUGAGGAUUUUACAAUUCAGAAAGAAUGAUGGUUCAUAUGGUGCCUGGAUUGAACGAAGGAGCAGUACAUGGCUUACUGCCUUUGUUGUAAAAGUGUUAUCUCUUGCUCGCAAAUACAUUGGUGUGGACGUAGAAGACAUCCGUAUUUCAGCAAAGUAUCUCACCACCAUGCAGAAUACAGACGGAAGCUUCCGAGAGAUAUUAUCUGUAAUCCACACAGAUAUGAAGGGUGGUGUUGAUGGAGUAAAUGCUGGAAUCUCUCUCACGGCCUAUGUGACGAUCGCCCUCCAUCAUUCUUUGGAAUCUCUCUCUGAAAACUCUGAAGAAGUGAAGAAAAUUAUAAGUAAAGCAAAUGAAUAUCUGCGAAAUAACCUGGACUCCCUCUCUGAACCGUACCCACUUGCUAUCACUGCGUACGCACUCACUCUCACCUCUGUGGACUCAACACUUAAAGACAAAGCCUUUAGGUUGCUUAUGAAUAUUGGACAGGAAGACACAAAAAAGAGGGAGCUGUUUUUUGGCCCGAGAAACAGUGCUCUGGCUGUGGAGACCACGGCGUACGCCUUAUUGACCGCCCUGCUCCGUAAGGAGACAACGACUGCUAAAAUGAUGUACACCUGGUUAACAGAACAACAAAACUUUGGAGGAGGGUUCAAAUCAACCCAGGACACAGUGAUGGCGCUGGAAGCUAUGUCUGAGUAUUGGAUCACCACGUAUAAGGAAGAACAAACUGCCCUAGAAGUUCAAGUGCAGUCUCUAGAGAGGAAAAAGGACAGAACAUUUUUUCUGCGGAGUGAGGACAAUGUGCAGGAGCAACUGUCGUUGGGAACAAAAUUUAAUAUAAAGGUGUCUGGAAAAGGAAAAGCAACCCUGACAGUUCUAAAACAAUAUAAUGUUAUGCAGACUGAGAACUCAACUUGUAAUGAUCUUGGACUUGAGGUGAAAGUGAGUGGAGAUGACACUGCAACCAAAGACGACAACGAUUAUAAUUAUGAUUACGGUGAUGACGGUGAGGGUGACAGUGCUGAUGAACCCAGAGGAGCCAUUGAAUGGCACGACCUGAGAAAGAGAGCACGGAGAGAGGUCUCUCAACCCAAAGAGAAGGAAGUGAAAGUUUCCUAUGAAGUGUGUAUAUGGAAGAAGCUUCAUGCUAAAGUGUCUGGAAUGGCUAUUGUGGAUAUCACUAUGCUGAGCGGAUUUGUACCCAACGCAGAGGAUCUGUACAAGCUGAAAAACAGUUCUGAAAGGUACAUCAGCCAUUAUGAGAUCCAGGCUGGAAGACUCCUGCUAUACUUUGAUGAGGUCUCAGAAAGCAAGGAAUGCAUAUCUUUUGAUGCAAUACAGACAGUGAGGAUCUCACUCCUACAGCCUGCAUCUGCAAUCUUAUAUGAUUUUUAUGAACCAGAGAGAAAAUGCAAUGUGUUCUAUGGUGCACCGUCCAAGUCAAACUUUAUUGACACCCUGUGCUCAAAGGAUGUUUGCCAGUGUGCUGAAGGCCUUUGCCCUAUAAAACGGCGCAGUAUGGAAUUAACUGAAAGUGAUCGUCAGACAUUUGCCUGCUACAGUCCUAGAGUAGUUUAUGGUUAUCACGUGCGGGUGGAGAACAUAAAAGAAGAGGAUGCUUUUGUGGUCUACAAAACCAAGAUUCUGGACGUCUUGCAGAAAAAUGCCGAUGAGAACAUUGAUAAAGAAAAAAUGCGCUUUUUCCUUCAGCGCAAGUCGUGCAAAUUACGUCUGGAGUUAAAGGAGUAUUUGAUCAUGGGACAGGACGGUCAGACUAAGGACGACAAAGGACAGAUAAGAUAUCUUCUAGAAGAUAAUUCAUGGAUAGAGGAAAUCUUAAGUCCCCGAAAAUGCGCCGCAACUCGCUUCAGGAAUAUGUGCUUGAGUAUCAAAACCUUCAUGGAAAACUAUAAAAGCGAUGGUUGUAUGGUAUAA